CACUGGUUUUGCAGUUAACGGGACCGUCAGUUCCAACUUUUAAGGUUAGUUCUCAACGUGAAGUUUCUCCUUUCAACUUCUCCAAUCUUCGGCACCGUCACCAUGGUCGAUGCUUUCGUUGGAACCUGGAAGCUCGUUGAAAGCGAGAAUUUCGAUGCAUACAUGAAAGCUUUGGGUGUGAGUUUCGCUACUAGACAAGUCGGGAAUGUUACCAAACCGACGAUUAUCAUCAGCAAAGAGGAGGAUACGGUGGCGUUGAAGACCCUGAGCACCUUUAAAAACACCGAAAUCAGUUUCAAACUAGGAGAAGAGUUCGACGAAACCACGCCGGAUGACCGAAACUGCAAAACAACGAUAACAUUGGAAGGUGAUAAGCUUGUCCAUGUCCAGAAAUGGGAUGGAAAGGAAACUAGUUUUGUCAGGGAAAUCAAGGAUGGUAAAAUGAUUAUGACUCUAACAUUUGACGAUGUCGUUGCGGUUCGUACCUAUGAGAGGGCAUAACGUUCCAAGGGAAGGCCUGUACCCUUGUCAGAGCAAUCGGGUCCAGUUUAUUGGGCUCAUGGCAGUAUUUGAAAUCUGGAACUGUUCUUCCUCCGACUGUACUGUGACUUCUAUGGAUUUCCAGCGAGGAGCCAAUCUACGAACCUCUUUUGUAACAGGAUACGAAAUACUGCUUAUACGUUGUAAAAAUUAACAGAAUAGCUUUUUUUAAUACCUGUACAUCACUUAUCCACGUUUUUAUUUUUUAUAAAACGGAACUUAGUCGCGGAAGGCCUGUGUUUUAGUCAGACUGAAGAAGUUGAAGCGGUCAAUAAACGUGUUGCUCUGGAA
Messenger RNA from Pristis pectinata (smalltooth sawfish), 831 nucleotides. RefSeq names its product fatty acid binding protein 7, brain, b (gene fabp7b). Gene Ontology annotation, cellular component: nucleus; cytosol. Gene Ontology annotation, biological process: fatty acid transport. Gene Ontology annotation, molecular function: fatty acid binding. The coding region runs from base 103 to 501 and encodes 132 amino acids. NCBI's taxonomy places the organism in Eukaryota, Metazoa, Chordata, Chondrichthyes, Rhinopristiformes, Pristidae. The record is from RefSeq and is a predicted model, not a curated record. The transcript is spliced from 4 exons.